UAUUAGCUAGUGCUCUUUCAUCAUCAUCAUCACCAUUCUUUCUCUUUCUCUCUCCUCUCUCUCUCUCUCUCUCUCUCUCUCUCUCUCUCUCUCUCUCUCUCUCAAUCCUCCCUCUCACACUCUGCACGACACAGCCAAGCUUGGGAAUCCUUCUCACUAUUCUAAUGCACCCUAUUGGACUUUGCUCUGACCAAGAGAUACCCUUUUUCUGCAAUCUUAAUCUCCUAGAUGAUUGAUACAGUAUUUACAUGUACUAGGGCAUGAAAACCUUCAAGCUCCUUUUUUUCGACUCCAUUUCCAUUGCUCCAACAUUGCUGAUCGGAGAAUUGACCGAUGAAUCAGAACCGAUUGGACUUAAGAGCUCAUCAUUCUGGAUCGACGCAAUCAGAGGAGUCCGCUCUGGACCUGGAAAGGAGCUACUAUGGUCAUCUUAACCCUUCAUCUAGUCCUUCACACUUGCAACCUUUUGCUGGAGGUACCCAGCAUUCUGAGAGCAACGCUGCCUACUUUUCAUGGCCUACAUUGAGUCGCUGGAAUGAUGCAGCAGAAGAUAGAGCCAACUAUUUUGGGAACCUUCAAAAGGGUGUGCUGCCUGAAACUUUGGGUGGAUUGCCAACAGGACAGCAGGCUACUACCUUGCUUGAAUUGAUGACUAUUAGGGCAUUUCAUAGCAAGAUCUUACGCAGGUUCAGUCUGGGCACUGCAAUUGGAUUUCGAAUUAGAGGAGGUCUUUUGACUGAUAUUCCAGCAAUUCUUGUCUUCGUUGCCCACAAAGUUCACAGGCAAUGGCUCAACCAUGUUCAGUGCCUACCUGCUGCCCUUGAGGGACCAGGAGGUGUUUGGUGUGAUGUGGAUGUUGUGGAGUUCUCCUAUUACGGCGCACCUGCACAAACCAGCAAAGAACAAUUAUAUACGGAGCUUGCUGAUGGCUUAAGAGGAAGUGAUUCAUGUGUUGGCUCAGGUUCUCAGGUUGCAAGCCAAGAGACAUAUGGGACAUUGGGUGCUAUUGUCAAAAGCCGAACUGGAAAUCGAGAAGUUGGCUUUCUAACAAAUCGUCAUGUGGCUGUUGAUUUAGACUAUCCAAACCAGAAGAUGUUUCAUCCAUUACCACCCAGUCUCGGACCUGGUGUAUAUCUUGGUGCAGUUGAGAGGGCAACAUCAUUUAUUACUGAUGAUCUUUGGUAUGGAAUUUUUGCAGGAACAAACCCAGAAACAUUUGUGCGAGCUGAUGGGGCCUUCAUCCCAUUUGCAGAAGAUUUCAAUAUGAACAAUGUAAUUACAACUGUAAAAGGUGUAGGUGAGAUUGGUGAUGUAAACAUCAUAGACUUGCAGUCUCCAAUCAACAGUCUCAUUGGAAGACAAGUGGUUAAAGUCGGAAGAAGUUCUGGUUUGACUACAGGGACUAUAAUGGCAUAUGCCCUAGAGUACAAUGAUGAGAAGGGGAUUUGUUUUCUCACUGAUUUUCUUGUUGUUGGUGAGAACCAGCAGACAUUUGACCUUGAAGGUGACAGUGGAAGCCUUAUUCUUUUGACUGGACAAAAUGGGGAGAAGCCACGUCCUGUCGGCAUUAUCUGGGGUGGGACAGCUAAUCGGGGUCGAUUGAAACUAAAAGUUGGUCAACCCCCAGAAAAUUGGACAAGUGGAGUUGAUCUUGGUCGACUUCUUGAUCUCCUUGAACUUGAUCUCAUUACUACAAAUGAAGCACUCCAAGCUGCGGUGCUAGAGCAAAGAAAUGGUCCCUCUGCUGGAAUUGACUCUACAGUUGCAGAAUCCUCUCCAACUGUGACAAUAAAAGAAAAACUUGAAGAGAGCUUUGAGCCUAUUUGCUUGAAUAUCCCACAUGCUCAAGUUGAAGAUGAACCCUCACAGAGAAUCAAUCCAUCAUUAAGGCUCUGUGGGUUUCAUAUCAGAAAUGAGAUUGAAACAGUGCCAAAUGUAGAACACCAAUUCAUACCAAGUUAUGCUGGCAAGUCUCCAGUACGUCACAGCUACCUGAAAGAAGACAUGGAACUGAAAAGUCUAGCUGAACUUAGGAGUGGCCCUGGUGAAGAAAAUUUUGUUUCCUUGCAUUUAGGAGAGCCGGAAAUGAAGAGAAGAAAGCACUCAGAUCCUUCUUUUUGCAUCAAAGAAUUAAAGUAAGUAGUAGGUUAAAAGAUGAAGUAAGAUGCAGCAUAUAUACCAGAUGAAGCGACUGUCUCAUUUGCAUGGCCAUUCUAUAUGCUACAGAAACGCAUGGCCUUAGCAUGUGGUGCCUAUCAUGGGAGGAGCUUCAGCAGAAAAGGGUAAACAAGGUUCACUUCUGGAUGAUAUUCUUAUUCUUUUUUUUCUCUUUUAUAAAUCUUGUUUAAGCAAAGUGAUAUUAUUCACUUGUGGGUUAUAUAAUAUUUUAUAGAGGACAAUUAGCUUGUUCUGUGUUGAAUGAUUUAUACCACUUUUGUAGACUUUGUAUUAUAAGCACUCCUGAUGGAGAAGCAGCUAUUGUAAGUUAACGGAAUGUGAAAUAUAUCCUUGUUAAGCAGCUUCGGUCUAUUUAGUAUCAUGUUUUAUCCUCA
Messenger RNA from Vigna angularis (adzuki bean), 2552 nucleotides. RefSeq names its product protein NARROW LEAF 1. Lineage: Eukaryota; Viridiplantae; Streptophyta; Magnoliopsida; Fabales; Fabaceae. Bases 334 to 2139 code for a protein of 601 amino acids. The transcript is spliced from 6 exons. The record is from RefSeq and is a predicted model, not a curated record.